Messenger RNA from Trichobilharzia regenti, 2340 nucleotides. The record is from the annotation of a GenBank genome assembly. Lineage: Eukaryota; Metazoa; Platyhelminthes; Trematoda; Strigeidida; Schistosomatidae.
UUCUAUCCUUAUCAUCUGAAUCUGCCUGGUAUUCUUACUGAUUCGUGCAUUGUACUUAUCUGGGUUUUGUCAAAAUCCUUUUAUCUUCCUCAACGUCCUCAAAGGGAACUGGUACCAUUAAUUCUAGUAAUACCUUCUGUCAAGUGCAUUAGUCUGAUUUGUGUAGUUGGCUCACCAGUGGCUUCUGAAUUGUAGUGUGAACUAGGAAUACUCGAUUUAGGGUCAGGAUAAGAAGUAAGCUUCUCUGUUAUGAUAAGGUGUCGACUUUCGAUUCUUUCAGCUCAGGGAAUGUAGGGAGGUGUUCUGCUUAUAUCUUAUUUUACAUAGUGAGUGAUUUUAGAGCGAUUGUACUGUUAACAGGUGAAACAUCACUGUCGAGUCAACCUCUGACACAUCUAGGCUACUUAUCAUCACAUCAGAGAGGUUUUCAAUCGAGAAAAAACUAACUUCCUCUCUCAUUAGAUUCACAGAAAUCUUUGUCACCUAGAUCUCAUCUGGUAAUUCAAAUGUCAGUGUAGGCCAGGCAGGUCAUAUCUUCAUUCUUCGAUGUAUCGUAGAUCACGCCCAUACUUAUCAGCACCCGACAUUUGCCAUAUUUCUUGAGCUGCAAGCAGGAUUCGAAUCACCCGAACAAGAGGUGCUGUCCUCAUGUUCGGUCAUGAAAGCAUAUCUUACUAAUGAGGGCAAUACUAGAGGUCACGCAGCCAUGCAGGAGUUUAUGGGAAGUUUUCAUUUGAAAUGAUAACUACUAGUAGUAUCCUGUAUGAAUGUACUCACUUUUUGUUUAAUGUCAUCACAGGGGUACUACCGGAGGUGACGCUUGGUGAAUUCUACGUCACAAGGAUAUACAAAUUACCAGGAAGAAGUGUCAGUGAUACAGUGCUUAUAGGUGAAGAGAGAUGUGGACAAAAUGCGAAUUCCUCUAAAUAUCUUAACCACGAGAGACGCGCCCGCUCCAGGUCACACGACCGACACCGAGAUCGUGGUGACGUAUAUGCUCAUUCCGGGAGAUAUCAAGAUCGCAGAGAUCACGACUACGAUGAAAGAGACGUGGACAGAGACAGGCAUCGAUAUGAAAGAGAGAGGAGAGAUCGCGACAGCCGAAGGAGAGAAGAACACAAUCACAGUGAUGGAAGUUGGAGACGUCCUCCACGUUCUCGGAGUCAUGUAACUGAGACUGAGGAGGAGGUGAUUAAGUAUGCAGAAGAAACACCAGCAGAACCCGAAACUGACUUAGAAGCCGAGAUAAUGCGAACGAUGGGAUUCUGUUGUUUCAAUACCACGAAAGGCAAACGUGUUGUAGGCAACAGUGUUUAUAUUGCCAACAUAAUGAAACAGCAGAAUAACCGUUAGUAUAUAAAUCGGCCCCUUGACCAUGUUGCUUAGAUAUUGUGAUCAUCUUUGUGUUGUGUGUAUCACUGUUUUCGUCUCAAGACGCUAGUUAAAACAAAAAAGAUUUGGGUAAAUGAUAAAUGCCCAUAUUGAAAUCAAAACGAAAUUUUGAGCAAACCAUUGUUUUCGAUAAUUUCUUCAGGCUCUACAGUUAUAAAUCCAUGAAUAAUAGAGUACAUAUAGCCAGUAAAGGCAAAUGAAAAUAAUAUCAGAAACUGUAUUGGGGUGCAUGUGUAAGUUGAGGUGAUAGUCAUUAUUUAGCAUAGUCAAUUAAUUGUGUAUAGGGUGUUUUCGUCAGAAAAAUGUGAUGAAGUGUGAAUGAACAAUUAGGUGAUAUAGUGUAGUUUUAUAGUCAACAGAAUACAAGUUUCCUUGGGGUGAGAAAAUGCGGUAACCACAAAACACAUGUAAAGACGUUAAAAAAAUGAGGCACUGGAUAUGAGGGCUGACCGAUAAUGUCUAAUGAUAAAAUAAAUGAAGAGGCUAAAUUGUAAAGUGCUACAGAUGUGGUAGGUUUAGUAUAAAAUCAUGAAGUUUGACAAAAUAAGGGUAACAAUAAGGUGAAAUAAACUGGGUGGAGAAAUGGAUAUUAAAGACACGAUAUCACAAAAUAAUGAUAAUAAUAGUACCAAAAAAUUAUGAUCCUGGUUACCUUAUAGUGAGCCAGGGUAGACAAAGAGAGUGAAUAAGUUUUUUCUGUACACAUAGAUCUGGUCUUUCUCUAUUAAUCUCUAAAGCCUCAGCUAUGGCUAGGAGGCGUAAUCGUGUGCCUUUGGGGAAACUGUUCGGUAUUCGAUUCACCACUGUAAAUGACUCAUCUACUUUGAUGCUGUGGUCGCUAUCCACUAGAUGAGACAGAAUUGCACUAUUAAUUGAUUCGGUUGUUCUUUUCCCAAGCCAAACAGGAAUAUGUUCAAGAGUGCGUAGAGAUAAAUUCCUCUGGGUACG